AUGGCUGCGGUGCUAUACAUUGGCAGGGCAAGAAGGCUGUGCUGGUCUUACAACCGUCGGCAGUCACUCAGAGGAAACGCCGAGGCGCACACUCUCGCCCGAGAACUUAGCUGCCGAGCCGAGAGAGUGACCCACCUCCCUGUUUUCCCUGACACUAUUAGUUCACGCGCGUUUAUACUCACCACGUACACAGAUAUCCUCCAGUACUACCGACUCAAAAGAUACACGUAUCCUCCCGCACACCGCGAUCUAACAAGACGCGAGGCCGUCCAAUGGCGCAAACUACAAACAGGCAGCUUUCCACACCCGCUUUUAUACAAUAAAAUCUUUCCACAACAGAUAGCACCCAGGUGCAAACACUGCUCAGCUCCAGGCACCCUCAUACCCAUGGUGUGGACAUGUACACACUACAACACAGACAACUUAAACACCCCAGAGACGUGGGAGUCCCUCCUGCGUUCGUCCGAGCCGGAAGACCAACGCCGGCUUAUCCAGCGCGCGGUGGAGGCCGCGACAUCCCAAGGGAUCGCCGCCGACCUCCUCUAAGCGAGCGCAACCGGUCCUGGGACUGGUCCCCUCUGUUUAUGGGAGAAAUAAAGAGUUCACCA
Messenger RNA from Ixodes scapularis (black-legged tick), 608 nucleotides. RefSeq lists its product as uncharacterized. Lineage: Eukaryota; Metazoa; Arthropoda; Arachnida; Ixodida; Ixodidae. The record is from RefSeq and is a predicted model, not a curated record. The coding region runs from base 1 to 546 and encodes 181 amino acids. The transcript is spliced from 2 exons.